Messenger RNA from Ambispora leptoticha, 1339 nucleotides. The record is from the annotation of a GenBank genome assembly. NCBI's taxonomy places the organism in Eukaryota, Fungi, Glomeromycota, Glomeromycetes, Archaeosporales, Ambisporaceae.
CACCCAAGUGAAUAACCAGGCAAACAAACAAGGGGACGGUAAAAAGGCCGUAAAGAGGAAAGGACACGACGAAAUGGAUUGUCUGUGGAACGAAGCAAUGGAUCGAAAGGACUAUCGGCAUGAGGAAGGAAAGUCGAAAAGUAUGAUAAGGCAAAUUGAAGAGUAUGUGGAUAAAAGUAUCAAGAGUGGUGAUCAAAACAAUGCAGUUUGCACAGAUGCAAAGAGCGAAAUCAUAAUAAAAGUGAAUAAAAGCAAAGAGAUAGAUAAAGAAGUUAAUGAGAGUAGUGAUGACGUGUGUCAAACAAACGAUGACGAAAAGAAGGGCUUACCCUUGUUGAGAGACAAGCUGGCUCCAAAGAUCGAAUCUAAAAAUAAAAUGCUCGACGAUAAAACUACGGAAGAUGGAUAUAGGUUGUUCAACAUAAAUGCAUAUGAAGAAUUACUUACCGAUUUAAGUAGAUCCGCAAAAUUAAGACAGAACAAUGCAAAUAGAUAUGCAUUGUAUACAAAUCACUUCGGCAAUGGCAAUUUGAACGAACAAUAUGGUGUUGGGUGGCGUAUGAAUAAGGAACACAACCAUGGUGACUAUGUUGUAAAGCAAAGACAUGGCAACGAUAAGGUGGUGUGUCUUUUGAACGAUGCUAAGAAUUUAGCCAUUGGAUUAAACAUCGGUGGAACUAUCGAAGCUGCAUAUACAAGGUGGAGGCUGAAAAUCGAAUCAUUUAAGGCCCAAAAUAAUAUAAGCGAACAUAAGAAUCAAAAGGAUAAGAUGACAUCGUGUAAUGUGUUAAAUCAGGGUGCAAAGGUUAAUCGGAAAUGUGAGAAAUGGUUGGAAAAAGCUGGCGAAUUCCGGAUGAUCAUGUGCAAAGAAAAAGGAGUAGAACUUACCAAAGAAACGGUUGGAACAAUCGCGGAAAGUAGUAAAGUCGAUGAACGAUUUGAUCCAGGAGGACAUGGUCUUGAUGGAACGAAUGAUGAGCUAAAGGAAGAUAAACAAGGAAUGUUAGUUGGUGACAAUAACCAUAACGAUAAAAGAAGUAAAUGGCAUCUGAAAUAUAAUAUAGGCAAACAUGAAGAGAAGACGGCAUUCAGAAUUCAGAUGACAAAAAUCGCCAUAAUAAUAAUAUCAACACGUGGUCUUGUCAAUUUGAUCUUCGAUCCUGGUGGAAACCUGAGAAUUGAAUUGAGUUGGAUUAGUAUAAUGAAAAACAGAAAGAAAUUUUAUUUUUAUCAGUACAUACGAAGAUCCCAGUUCACCAAUAUGAUCAACCAAUAUGCUUCGACUUUAUCGAACUUGGCUCAAUUCGUCUCCGAUCCUGAAGGAAACUUGAGAAUUUGA